CUCACCGUGCAGAGCUCGACGCGCACAGGCACAACAGAUGGUACAGUACUACAGACCGCAGGAGCGCAAGAAUUUCACGUACAAGUACUUUUAUUUCGCUUAAACUUCACAGGAACGUUUAGUAUAAUAGGAGUAAGAGGGGUUCGCCGAGGACAAAGUCACUGGAUCCUACGUUUAGAGGCGGAAUUUGGUGUCAAGGUCAGGAGUGGCCAUGCCAUUUGGCUGUUUAACAAUCGGGGAAAAGAAGGAUUAUAACAAUCCUUCAGAUGUGACAGAUAAAUAUGACCUGGGUCAGAUUGUUAAAUCGGAGGAGUUCUGUGAGAUAUUUAGAGCCAAGGACAAAACUACGAUGAAAAUGUACACAUGUAAAAAGUUCCUAAAGAAGGAUGGAAGGAAAGUCCGCAAGGCUGCGAAAAAUGAGAUCCUCAUCUUAAAGAUGGUGAAGCAUCCCAAUAUUCUCCAACUGGUGGACGUCUUCGAGACCAAAAAAGAAUACUUCCUCUUUCUUGAACUUGCAACAGGCAGAGAGGUGUUUGACUGGAUCCUGGAUCAAGGCUACUACUCAGAGCGAGACACCAGUAACGUGGUGCGCCAGGUGUUGGAGGCUGUCGCCUACCUCCACUCCCUGGGUAUUGUUCACAGAAACCUCAAGUUGGAGAACUUGGUCUACUACAACCGGCUGAAGCACUCGAAAAUAGUCAUCAGUGACUUCCAUCUUGCCAAGCUGGAGAAUGGACUAAUCAAAGACCCCUGUGGGACACCAGAGUACCUGGCUCCUGAGGUGGUUGGCAGACAGCGAUACGGUAGACCUGUGGACUGCUGGGCUACAGGUGUCAUCAUGUACAUACUGCUGUCAGGCAACCCUCCUUUCUACGAUGAAACCGAUGAUGAUGAUUAUGAAAACCACGACAAGAACCUGUUUCGAAAGAUCCUGGCAGGCGAUUAUGAGUUUGACUCUCCGUACUGGGAUGACAUCUCAGAUUCAGCUAAGAGUCUGGUUGCUCGUCUGAUGGAGGUGGAUCAAGACCAGAGACUGACAGCCCAGGAGGCUAUAAACCAUGAAUGGAUCUCUGGUGGUGCAGCUUCAGAUAAGAACAUCAAGGAAAAUGUGUGUGCACAAAUAGAGAAGAACUUUGCCAGAGCUAAAUGGAAGAAAGCAGUGCGGGUCACCACCAUCAUGAAGAGACUGAGAGCACCUGAGCAGAGCGACUCGAAGGCAACCAGCCCUGCAGCCGGCGCCCCAGCUGACCCCGGAGCACCCCAGGCUGCCGCUGACCCCUCCGCGCCUUCAACUGGUGCAGCACCCGAGGGAGUCCCUGCUGUGGCCACAGAGCUCCCUGCAGGAGUGGAGAUAAGCCAACCAGCGCCAGAGGCUUCAGCCACGGUGGCAGCCCCAGUCGCUGAGCCACAGCAGCAGAACCCGGCGCCGCAGGAGGCCGAGCCCACAUCGCGUUGUAACGGAGAAGCCUCCACUGCUCACCACGCAUCUGCCGAGGCUGGGGGCGAGCAGGGUUAGACUCCCCUCCCCCCCUGCCCUGCUCCUCCCUGUGUGACCUCUGCAGUCCCCACCAACUCCUGCACACUGUACAUUAGCUGCUAGCAUGGUGACACUGACUCUGCUUCUCUCUCUCACUUGCAGCAUUAGCAUCAUCUCAUGGAGGCUGUGUGCUACCUUUCCUGAGUGCUGCAUUGCGUUGGCUUUCUCUUUACAUGUAUUUGUGUCUUUUUUUCACUGACCCUCUGGUGUUUUAUGUCAGAUUAUAUAAACCAAGUCUGUCUCCGCACAUUCAGGUUUUAGGGGCAAAAACAGAUUUGCUGUCAAGCUGUGGCUUACAGCUAAAGUCUUCUUUCUGAUUCUUCUCAGAGUGAUAAGAUAAUAUAGGAGGACGUAAUUGUGCUGAAAACGGCUUUGAUUCCUUUUUAAUGAGCCAACUUGGGAAACUUCUCUCUGCCAGUCUUAAAAUUAUGGUAUUUGUUCUCAGAAUCAGUAGAAAAGUUUUGCUUUUCCCUAAAUUUUGACAUUGUACCAUAGUACUCGGUAAGUGCUAGCCCUAACAUAUAUUUCUCUCACAUGGGAAAUAUGUUUUUCCCUCCUAUCUGUUAUUGUCUACACUAAUCAGUUAUUGUGUGUUAAACAAUGCUGAGAUUGGUGACUGGGGGUUUUUAUGCCCGGUACUGUAUUUUGAACUAGGCAGCUUCACACAUAAGCACACACACAAACACUAUGUUCCUUUGCUAACUUCCUGCUCAGGAAAGAACCUCAUAGCUGUAAGUGUAAAGAUUCUGUAUAUAGAGACCUUUGUAGAAGUAGCCAAAACAGCAUGCAUUCUCACUUUUUGCUGUUCAUUUUACAUUCACAGUCCACUUGGUGGAUAAAGAUGCGCUAUACUCGUCUUAUCGUAGGCCACAGCCCUCUCGCCUCUUGCCACAAGCCAUGCCGAGGCUAAUGUUCUUUUCAAAAGCAUACUAUACGUUAUGCUGUCAAUUACUCAGUUAGUGCCCCUGCUGUCAGUGUAAGUUAUAUGAAAAGAAAAUGUAAACAAACAAACAACAACAACAACAAAAACAGUCAUUACAUAGCAGUUCUAUGCAUCCAAAUUACUUUGUAGCUUUUCUUUUUUAGAAACAUCACAGCAUUCUUCAUGACAUCAUCUUUAUCCAUCACGUGAUGGUUGUUUAGUUAUGUUUUUGCUAGAUGUCAGUUUACUUGUCUCUUCUUUGAUUUAAUUACAUCCUUUGUGUUAGGAUGCUGACUCAAAUGCCACACAUGUCUUAAUAUUUAGUUGGAACUAUAAAACAAAAUGUGCAUUAACAGACCACAUGCGGCUUUCAAGGGAAGACAAGCAUCAUUUUGAUUUGUCUGUGGUUUCUAGGGUCAUCUUUGCCAACUCAGCUUUGUUGACCUGUAUUGUACUGACAAAAAAAUGUAUGAGGCAUAUGUUUUGCAUUUCAGAACUUAUUUAUUUGUUUGUUUAUUUGUUUAUUUAUUUAUUUAGGUAUAUUUUUUAUUUCCAUAGAUUUUUCAUCUUAUACUUGAUAAACAAUAAUAAUAAAUUAUCCUUUCCAGUCCUUUCCAGUCUUUCCGGUCCCCUCGAGCAUUAAUAAUGAGGUACAGAAGGAGUUCUUUGUAAUCAUUUUAGAGGAAAUUGAGCAAUAUUCGACUGGCUGCAGAAACUGUGAUUCCUGGUGUCUUUUUGAUAGAGUCCAUGUACCUGUUAGUAGAAGUCUAUAGUCCUUGCCAGCUGUUAGACCCACCAGGUCCACUUAACUAACACGUGGCUGCUGUCAGACAAGUGUGUGUGUGCGCGCGUGUGUGUGUGUAUUACUCCUCUGGCCUGUGAGUCCCAACAUUAUUUGCUGUGCGCGUACACACACACACACACACACACACACACACACACAACACACACACACACACACACACACACACACACAAACACACAUACACACGACACACACACACACACACACACACACACAGACUUAAUCAUGGGUUUUUAUUCCCUGGUCACAUAAGGACAGCAGCAUCAUUGUCAAUACAAUUAUUAGAUAAUAUAAUUAAAGUGUAACAUGUCAUGGCUCGUGCUUGGCCACUUUGUCUGACUCUACCCAAUCUGUUGUCAAGAGUAUUUACUGUGCACACCUGUGAAUUUAUAUGAAAAUGUGCAUUUCAGAUAAAACGGGGAGAAAGCUGAUCGCAUUUAUUAUUUGUAGAAUCUCAAGUUUGACUUUGUUGUUGCAGAGUCUUUCAUUUUGUAAAUGUAUCUCCUUUUAAUUUUUUUGGUAAAGUAGAUUGGUUUAUACACACCAGUCAUUCAGAUUAUACCAGUAUAUGAUUUCUUACAUCACUGAAGAUAAAUAUUUAGAUUUUAACAAGAGGCUUAAUGAGAAGAAGAGAUUUUUAUGUGAAUAGAUUAUUUCAUGUAGUACGUUCUCUUUGUUUAGAUGGCAAAUAAAUACUGUUUAAAUACUGUUACACAGUUUAAAGCAAUGCUUUUUUCCAAUACAUUUCUCACUGUAUUUAGUAUUCCACGUCUGUUCAUUUUACCACGCACUUACAGGUGUAUUUGUAGAUGUGAUGUUUGCCAGGGCCAGUGGUCACCUGUAGGUCCUGUCUUGCAUUUGUGAGCUCUGUACCGUACUCCUUGACUGAGUUGAUGACUUUGAUGGUAAUAAAAAUUAAUUCAUCUGUUUAUUCA
Molecule: messenger RNA, 4199 nt
Organism: Lates calcarifer (barramundi perch)
Lineage: Eukaryota; Metazoa; Chordata; Actinopteri; Centropomidae
Gene: camkvb
Product: CaM kinase-like vesicle-associated b
Exons: 11
Coding region: 212-1516 (434 amino acids)
Biological process (GO): peptidyl-serine phosphorylation
Cellular component (GO): intracellular anatomical structure
Molecular function (GO): calcium/calmodulin-dependent protein kinase activity; ATP binding; calmodulin binding
Source: RefSeq, a predicted model, not a curated record